Tribolium castaneum (red flour beetle) is the source of this 1553-nucleotide messenger RNA. It is a transcript of the gene Ccz1, whose product is annotated as Caffeine, calcium, zinc sensitivity 1. NCBI's taxonomy places the organism in Eukaryota, Metazoa, Arthropoda, Insecta, Coleoptera, Tenebrionidae. The transcript has 8 exons. Gene Ontology annotation, cellular component: intracellular membrane-bounded organelle; Mon1-Ccz1 complex. The record is from RefSeq and is a predicted model, not a curated record. The coding region runs from base 59 to 1459 and encodes 466 amino acids. Gene Ontology annotation, biological process: vesicle-mediated transport.
ACUUGAAAAAUUUGUUUCUAAAAACAUAAUAUUAUUCAAUAAGUUUCGAACCGGAAUUAUGAGUAAAAACAAAGACGUGGAGUUAAAAAACUUUUUUAUUUUCAAUUCUCUAUAUGGCCCCAAGGAAGGGGAGGAACUGAAAAAAAUUCUUUAUUAUUAUCCAAUAUCUGACAAUGCCGAUGUACAAAUAAAGAAUGUGGGGUUAGUUGAGGGGAUCAUUCAAUUCACUGGCACAUUUAAACCAAGCACUCCAGUGAAUUCACUACAUACGCAAAAAAUGCGUCAAUUGUAUUUCCAACCAGAAAAAAAUAUGUGGAUUGUUUUGACGUUAACUUUACCAACCGAAGUUAAGGGGAAGGACAGUUCAACUCAAAUCGAAUAUCUCGAGGAUGAUGUACAAGACAAUGUUUACGAAGCCGUCUUAAAACAAGCCUAUUACACGUAUAGACUUUUCUGGGGCACUUUUGAACACACGAUUGAGAACCACGAUGUGGGCACACUUAAAACAAGACUUGAAAGUUUCUAUAAAGCUUAUCUGAAAACCUUAAAACUAGGGCAUGCUGAUAUUCUGAACGUGUUCCACGGAAUUCAGUAUCUGCCUCUUGACAAACUAACUUUUUUAAAAGUCCAAUGUUUUAUCAAUUCACUUGAAUGCGAGUAUCCCGAAAUUGCGUACACAGCGUUCUUAUACAACGAUCAUCUCAUAUGGAGCGGUUUUGAACCCAAAGACAUGAAAAUUGUGUACCAAUAUUUAAUUGGCACUUUACUGCCCGCCAACAUGGAGGCUGAACUUCAAGGGGGCUCAAUGCCCCGUAAUUCUGUUUCACCUUUUGCUGCAUUACAUCACGGUCGUUUCAUUACGGGACCUACAAAUUUAAAAACAGCCAAAAAUGUGGGGAAAAUACCCAAAGUUUAUUUAUUUGCCUCAGGGAAGGCCGAGUCCUACAACUUGGUGGUUUAUAGGGCGCUAAGUGCGUCCGUUUGUUUAUUUAUGAGAGCCGACAAGGAGUUAAGUUUGCAAUAUUUCAAAGACAUGGACGAGUUCAUUAGCCCCAAAUUGACUGCAAUCGUGUCAGAUAUUUCCGAAUAUUGUUCCAAACAAGUGAUUACGCCAUCAAAUGUCCCCGAAAACGCUCCAAGGUUUAUCUAUUUCAAUAAAUUGAAUUUGGCUUACAAAAGCACAGCGCAUUUGGAUAAUAAACAAACGGGAAACAUUGCAUGUACCAAAGAAUCUUUAAAAAUAAUGGCUGAUUUGAACAAUAAGAGAUCACUGUUGGGCCACUCUAGCGAGACGAUAGUCAAAACAAUGAAUGACUAUUGGGUUGUUGCGAAAAACUCGAAUUCUAGAGAAUUUUACGUGGCUUUGCAGCAGAAAAAUGCAAGUCUUAUCGACAUAAGCGAAGAAAUAAAAAAAUUGUGUGAUACCGAAUUAAAAGGCAUCUUCUUCCACCCACUGUAGGAUUUGGUACAAAAAAAAACACGAUUUUUAUUGCAAAAAUCAUUUAUUAAUAAGUGUACAUAAGUAGGCAAAUACAAAAUAACUUAACACUAAA